Molecule: messenger RNA, 1044 nt
Organism: Panicum virgatum (switchgrass)
Lineage: Eukaryota; Viridiplantae; Streptophyta; Magnoliopsida; Poales; Poaceae
Product: ubiquitin-conjugating enzyme E2 2-like
Exons: 6
Coding region: 309-767 (152 amino acids)
Source: RefSeq, a predicted model, not a curated record
AGGGAAAGAAACUAGAAAGAACAAAUUCCCUGGAACCCCCAAAAAUUCAUUAAUACCAGUCGCCCCUUUAUUUCGACCUGAAAUUCCACUCCCUUCUAUCUUCCCAGUCCGUUCAUCGGACAUCAGUGAUACAUCACCUGAUCACCCUCUCACCGUCUCACGCGUUCCGGGGCUCCUCCCACCUCGUCUUCUUGUCGUCGCCCUCGUCCCCCCCUCUACCAAGGGGCGCACGAGCUAGUGUGGAAUGAGAUCCAUCCAUCCAUCUGCUGGACCUGGAUUGACUUCUUCUUUCCUAGGGACAUCCGAGGAUGUCGACUCCUGCGAGGAAGCGGCUGAUGAGGGAUUUCAAGCGGUUGAUGCAGGACCCUCCGGCCGGCAUAAGUGGCGCCCCGCAGGACAACAACAUACUGCUAUGGAAUGCUGUGAUCUUUGGCCCUGACGAUACUCCAUGGGAUGGAGGUACGUUCAAGCUAACUCUCCAGUUUACUGAAGAAUAUCCAAACAAGCCACCAACUGUGCGAUUUGUUUCUCGGAUGUUUCAUCCUAACAUUUAUGCUGAUGGGAGCAUAUGCUUAGAUAUCCUGCAGAAUCAGUGGAGCCCGAUAUAUGAUGUAGCUGCUAUACUUACAUCCAUCCAGUCGUUGCUGUGUGAUCCAAACCCGAAUUCGCCUGCUAACUCCGAAGCUGCCCGCAUGUUCAGCGAGAACAAGCGAGAGUACAACCGCAAAGUGCGGGAGGUUGUGGAGCAGAGCUGGACGGCGGACUGAUGUAGUGAUGUAUUGCAUCGUGCAGCUUCUCACCGGCGCCCCCUCUGGUCCUUCGUUACCAUACCAAAAUGCAUGUGCUUGUGUAACUGAAUAGUCGAAUUCAGCUGGGGGCCUGGGGCUGAUGUUCUCCUGUAUGAGCUGCCGUGCUUCUCUAUCUUGGCUGGACCGGUGGAGACUGUUCCGUUUCGAUUUUUACCUAUGCUGGAUCUGGAAUACAAGCUUUUUACCUAUGCUGGAUCUGGAAUACAAGCUCAAUUAUUCUAGCAUUAUGCAGACA